AUGCAACGUUGGUUACGGGGGGAAGGCCCUGCUGUGAGAGUCCAUGUUGGGUUAGUUGACGGUGAUGCUGCUACUCCAAUUUCCGAGUCUCAAAAUGCAGACUUGCAACCUGUAGCAGACGGUGAGCAACAGACAGAUUCCGUCCCAGUGGAGCCAGUCGAAGAGACGUUGCAACCUGUAGCAGACGGUGAGCAACAGGCAGAUUCCGUCCCAGUUGAGCCAGUCGAAGAGACGCUAGGUGAGCAAGCAGAAACGCCACUAGUGGGCGGACAGAGACUGAUGGCCCAAGCCAUCCGGGGUGAAGACGUGGAAAAGGUGACCUUUAGCAUGCUGAUGCAAAAGCUUGCGGACCUAUUAGGUGUGGAUGUGGAGGAAUUGCAGGGGUGCAAAGAGAGAACCCGUGGCUUUGUGGACAAAGUCGUGCGAAAAGAGGUUUCCCGGCAGAUCUUGGACAAGGUAACCCAGCAGAGCAAACACAAGAAGCAGAAGGAGAAACCCAGUGGUGCGCCGCCGCCACCACUGAACGCCUUGCUGAACUCCUCGGGGCGGCAGUCCAACAAGAAGACGAUCCGAGAAAUUGAGAAGAAGAUGGUCCCCGAAACACCCGAGUUGGCGGGUAUUAUCCACUUGCUGAUGCACAUGCUCAUGAAGAACAAAGAUUGGAGUGGCGUGGUCACCACUGCGGAGUUUCUGCUGGAGAGCGAUGAGAUUCUCAAGCAGCUCACAGAGGCGGAACGCGACGAUCUGAGACUUCGGAAAGCCGUGGCCACUCACACCAUCGAGUUCAAAAAGAGGUUUGGCACCAGGCGCAUCCUGGAUACCGAAGCAAACAUGUCACCCAGCUGUUGGUACCGCGCGGUGUUUGGCCGCCUUGCCGCGACGCCGCGGCCGCCUGCAGCCCAUCAGCGGCCCGCCACCGGAGCGGAAAGCGGUCCAGGUGGCGCGGCCCAGGAUGCCCUGAGGCGUGCUGUCAACCAGAUGUACGAAGGUUUCUCGAACGGAAACCUGGUGGGCGUCGAUGUUUUGGCAGCUGCCCGCGGGGCCCCAGUUGCGAGCGACUUCCCGCUGCUAGGCCUUCUUAUCCCUGGCAACCCUUAUUUCUCGCUGCGACACCAUGCCAUGGAACACCGGGGCUUUAUUGUUGGUGAUUUCAGUCUUGGUGGUGUGGAUCGUGGUACUGACGCGCGAAAAUCUCAUUGCAGGUGCCGCCGGCCAGUGAUCGGUGUAGGGGUGGGUUGGAAUCACAACGCCAUCUCCCUGGAAGGUUGUAGCCAGUUGCAUUUACAUCAAUAUGACGGCAAGGUCACCGGCUUCCCCCCGGAAGCGCCCGCGCCGACUGCGCCGGCGCCGGCAGCUCCACGGGAAGCGCCGGUGAAGGUCUUGGCGUAUGCGCGAUUCCCAAAGACUGGAAGUCGCUACGCCAUCGACAAAUUCCAUCGGGUCGUCGGGAAGGACUUGCGGGUGAUUCCGGAGGCCCAAGCGGUUCAGCUGCAGCCCCUGAAGCGGGCCUUCCUGGUGGGUUCCGUGCGGAAUCCCUGCGAAUCGUAUUUGAGCCUUUGGGCCUUUCAAUCAGAUCCAAGAAGACGAGCUGGAUUGAUGUCAGAUUUGAAGCGACGACGUCCAGAGGACUAUGCACGCCUAGUGGGAAAGGACGAGAGCUCAGACUACACCAGCCCAAAGGACGUCCAACGGUUUCGCACAUGGAUUCGUUUCCUUGCCCACGACGAGAUCAGCCUAGGUCUGAUGAGUGGACGCUUCUACGGGAAGUAUAUCUCGACUUCAGAGGUGAACAUGCGUGACAACGCCAUGUUGGUGAAGGAGUUGUCAUCAUCGCGUGCAACAGAAAUCCUGGAGUCAUUGAAGUCCAUGGAGGUGAAAGACUUAGCAGAUUGCUGGUUGCACACGGAAACCAUGGACGAGGAUUUGGACAGAUGUCUGAAGCAGUACGCUGCUCGUGGGGGAAGGGUUGACCUGCAACUAUUGUCCGCGAGUGGCGUGAAAGGUGCUUCAACUCAUGGCAAUUGCGAGAUCUUCUUCGAUGAGGAGACCGCACAACUUGUGAGGCAACUGGACGCUCCCUUGUUCUCCAAGUUCGGCUAUACCACCUGCUGUGGACAUGCCAUCGAGGAGCCCGCUGAGCGCUCAGGCUUCGGAAGCCCCUGGUCCUGGGCUGAUCCUUUCGACCGAGCGACUGGACGACCACUGACCACACAUAGUGGUUCUACCAUGUGGAGAGCCCGUGUUGGACCCUGUGAUAGCAGUGUCGCAGGCCCGGACGAGGUCGCGCUCAAGACGGUGCAAAUGCUCACGUUGCCCAGCAUCCGUAUGGCGUUGGAUGAAUCGAUCUUGGCGUGUUUGAAAUCUGCUGAUCUUUCGACAGAUCGGAAGGGCGCGCAGUUGAUGAUGUACCAAGGUGUCUUGUCCGGCUUGGUCCUUUCCUGCGCAUUUCUGGCAAGUCGCUUGGACUUUUCUCCGACAGAACCCUUCAGCCAGACAGAUAUUGAUGCCAUCAACGAGCACUGGGAGAUGCCUCGAGAAGGUGUCCAGCUGGACAAGAAGAAGAAACUCUCCAUCUUUUCCCUGACGGGUUUCAAGAACCGGCUGUGGACUCACACGCAAGGCCGGAAUUUGGCACAGCUGGCUGUCUUCAUGGGUCACGCGGACUUAAUCCGCGCCAUUCUGGGAGCGGAAGCGCUGUCAAAGCCCAUGGACGAACAAAAACGCUCCUUGCAGGACUAUUUGAUUGCACCUGGCUGUCCCGUCUACAACUGGCCUAUGGCUGAUCUCGUGGCAUCGGCUGUCUUUGCCACCUCGGGUCCUCGUCGCUAUCGUGUGGAACGCCCGAAACCGACUGGCAUGCUGAGUUGUGAUGGUUUGGAGUACCCUGAGCUCUCUUUAGGAUGGACUCAGGAGACCACCUGGGAGCAUUACGGCGCUUGUGACUUUGAAGUACUUGAUGCUUUGAGUCAGAAGGACUUUGAGGAGAACUACCGAGAUCUGGGUCGACCUGUGUUGCUCAGAAACUUUGCAUCCAUCGAAGAUCGCUGCAACGUGCGGAAGGGCUACGUCAUGCAGGCACACAGCAAGGAUCUCUUUGAGCUGGGACCCAUUGCAUAUCCAAGCCUCAUUGGUGCAGAGCCCUGUGAGAAACGCUUCACCGUCGAAGAAGCUGAACAGGGAGCUCAUUGUGAGAGGCAUGGCAAUACCUCCAACUACUACGCUUCGCACAGUCCAGGUUUGGUGCCCACGGAACUCACCAAAAUGAAGACCUUCGAGAAGGUGAAGGAAAUCCUGCCGCGCAUCAAUCAUAUGUCGAAGCAAUACUUCUGGGGCGGGGACCGCAGUGGUGCGGCCUUGCAUUACCAUGUCGCCGCCUUCAACGUGCUGUUCAUUGGUGAGAAAGAAUGGUACGUGACUCCACCGUAUCUGGCGGCGCGGAGCGGAAUUGCCACGGACCAUCUCUUUCACAGGUCCGGCAUCAAUGAGAAGCACCUCUUCCGCUGCACACAAUACGCUGGGGAUUUGGUGCUUGUUCCUGAUGGCUGGGGACACGCCACGCUGAAUCAUGGUUUCGGGCUCGGCAUCGGAGUGCUCAACGACGAGACGCUCAUCAUGUCUGCCAUUGGCUUAGUCGCUGGGCCUUUUGGGGCUCAGGUUGAGGUCGAAACGGGCCGCCAGACCCGCCAGACCCGGAGGGGCUUCUCUCAGUUGCUCGCGCAGAAGGGCGGAAACACUGAAGCCGAGCCUUUGGCGUCGGAAGAGUCCACGUCCGAGGGCGAGAGUUCAGAAGGUGUGGUGAAGGACAUCGAGAAGGCCGUGGAAGAGACAUCGACCAUGGAUGCUCCGACGGAGGAAGAGAAGGAAGCUUUCCGCCUCUAUGAGCAAAAGUUUGCGGAGGAUCGCGACGGCAGCUAUCGAGGCUACAAUCGGAAAGCUUUCCCUUGUUUCACCCCGAAGACUCGCGGCGAGGUGGCUCAGCCCGACUUCCUGAAGAAAGCGAUGGCAGCCAAGGACGCACCCAAAGUCCGUGCCAAGAAGGAAAGCGAAGUGGACUCAGACGGCGAAGAAGUCCAGCUCUGCUGCCAGUGUGGACUGCCCGUGGGCGAGACCGCCUAUCGCCCUGAGGAGAAGGAUCAUCGCCUGGUCCAUGCUGAAUGCAUGGCACAGAUUGUGCUCCAGGUGUGGAUGGCCAUUUUGAGGGAAAUUCCAUGA
Cladocopium goreaui is the source of this 4212-nucleotide messenger RNA. The record is from the annotation of a GenBank genome assembly. NCBI's taxonomy places the organism in Eukaryota, Dinophyceae, Suessiales, Symbiodiniaceae.